AUGGUAAGGAAGAUCAUCGAAGCAAGGCAAGAGAUACCUCAAAGGCAACUAGUGAUGCAGAAUUCUAAAAGUAUGAUUAGACAAAUAUACUUGCAGCUCCUGGGACAACAGGAAAGAAUAUCAUGGAAAUCUCUUAUGUUCAAUAAUGAAGCAAGUGCAAAAGCCAGAUUCACAAUGUGGCUACAUUUUCAUGGAAGGAUGCUGACAAGUGAUAGACUAGCAAAAUGGGGCCUUAAGGUUGAUCCAGUCUGUGUGUUGUGUCAAUGGCACCAGGAGAGUAGAAACCAUUUAUUUGUUGAAUGUGUCUUUAUUAAAGCAGUUUGGGACAGGCUACUGGGGUUGAUGAAAAGCAAACCAUACAGAGCUACAACUUGGGCACAAUAUUUCUAA
Molecule: messenger RNA, 390 nt
Organism: Lycium ferocissimum
Lineage: Eukaryota; Viridiplantae; Streptophyta; Magnoliopsida; Solanales; Solanaceae
Exons: 1
Coding region: 1-390 (129 amino acids)
Source: RefSeq, a predicted model, not a curated record